AUGGAUAAGUCUUAUACUUCAAAGCGCCCGGUACAACCGGCUCCAGCUGCCACCCGCUUGGAUCCGACGUACCAUGUCUACCGCGGACAUGGUAAAGCGAAGAGUCUGAGGGUUGCUCUCAGCUCAGAGAAAGGCCACGGUAAUGAGGCGACUGAUUCAUACUUUGAACACUCAACCGCCAAACGGAUUAAUACCGAUUCCGUCUUCACCUCAGCUCUAAAGAAACAGUACCCUGAGCUUGACCUCAUUGUGGUCAAAGAGUAUCAGUGCAAUCUCUUAGCCUUUGCUGGUGCUGGCCACGCAACCUUCCAUCCAAUCCACGACAAGGGCGACCUUCCAUCAUCGCUUGAGAUGACCGUCUACCUGCCACCCGCUAGACGAAUGAAUGGCAACAAAGGACAACUGGGCGAGGCUGUUAUCUUUGGCAAAUUUCUGUAUCAGUGGGAAGGCGAAGAAUUUGUCGUCUACUUGGUCGACGGUCGUGAUGGUUCAGAGGCCUAUCCACAAGUCAAGAACUAUUACAUCCUCACAUCAAACGUUCAUAAGGCUGAGCAGCUUGUACUUGCCACCGGGUCAUGGGCAACCGACCUGCAUGACGAAGUGUGGGUGUAUGACCAGGGCAGCUUCUUCAAGGAUAGAGAGCUCUGGAAUAGCUCCCAAAAGGCGACAUGGGAUGCUGUGAUUCUGGAUCCAGAAAUGAAGAAGCAACUCAUCAACGAUCACAUCUCUUUUUUCGAAUCCAGACAGACCUAUAAGGAUCUCGGUGUUCCUUGGAAGCGAGGUCUCAUCUACCACGGCCCUCCAGGAAACGGCAAGACGAUCAGUAUCAAAGCGACCAUGCAUAUGCUGGCGGACAAAACUCCGACCAUUCCCACUGUCUACGUUCGCAGCUUGGAAUCGUGGAUGGGGCCUCAGUACUCUCUUCACAUGAUUUUUGAAAAGGCGAGAGAGUUUGCGCCCUGCUACUUGGUUUUUGAGGACAUUGAUUCACUUGUCACGCCCGACGUCAGGAGCUACUUCUUAAAUGAGGUUGAUGGUCUGAAAGAGAAUGAUGGGAUAUUUAUCAUUGCCAGCACCAACCACUUGGAAAACUUGGAUCCCGGAAUCGCGAAACGCCCAUCUCGGUUCGACCGAAAGUAUUAUUUUCCCGAUCCGAACCUCGACCAACGCGAAGCAUAUUGCCAAUUUUGGCAAAAGAAGCUCAAGUCCAACAAGGAUAUUGAGUUCCCGGACAAGCUGUGUAGAGCGAUUGCUGAGAUCACAGAGAAGUUCAGCUUUGCCUAUAUUCAGGAGGCGUUCGUAGCAGCACUGUUAGCUAUUGCUGGACGGUCCAAGACGAAGCCAGCAAAUUCGAGUUGCGAGGCGGCCUGGGUCUUGGUGGACGAUGGCCAGAGCUCUGGAGUAAUUUCUGAUGAAAACGAUCUGGACAAACUGGACCUUUGGGUUGAGAUCAAGAAGCAGGUCAAGAUCCUCCGCGAGGGCAUGGAGGAUGAGGCUACCACGUAG
Messenger RNA from Fusarium coffeatum, 1506 nucleotides. RefSeq lists its product as uncharacterized. Gene Ontology annotation, molecular function: ATP binding; ATP hydrolysis activity. Lineage: Eukaryota; Fungi; Ascomycota; Sordariomycetes; Hypocreales; Nectriaceae. The record is from RefSeq and is a predicted model, not a curated record. Gene Ontology annotation, biological process: protein import into peroxisome matrix. Bases 1 to 1506 code for a protein of 501 amino acids. The transcript is spliced from 2 exons. Gene Ontology annotation, cellular component: cytosol; peroxisomal membrane.